CGACGCGCCAGCCGCCCUCCUCCUCCUCCUCGUUCUCCGCCCCGCGGGGAAACUCCAGCAGCCUGGCCGGGCAUUUCCGCGUCGCCGGGAAUGGCAGCGGCCCCGUGAAGCCGGCGUCGGGUGGCCCGCGGGCGCCGCGCGCUCCGGAUCAGGCUUAUUUGCUACCUAACAGCCUCCGUUAUCGCAGAAGCAGAGUGUGACGCCAAGACCGGAGCCUGCGGUUUCCCACCAUGCCGAGCGGCGGCAGGACCCUGGACGAAUUCGCCGUGCCCGAGGAGGCCCAGGAGAUGAUGACUCUGCACCGUCCCCGGAUUGAGCAGCUCUUCCGGGUGGAGUUGAAUGUUCUCGGGGUGCUGGAGUUGGCACCGAGUCCUAACGGGGAGCCCCAGGAGGCGAGGAAGAUCUGGCUGCAGCUGCAGGGGAGCAGAGAGAAUCUGCAGAGGGCAAAGGAAUACAUCAAAGGCCGCUGUGCCCCGGAGCUGAACGAAGAGGUUUGGUACCCCAAAGACAUGCAGUGCAUCUUUCUAGGGGCCCAAGGGUUGUUCCUCGAUUGCCUCACCCAAGGGACAUCCGCGGACCUCACUCUUCUCCGCCCCGGCUCCCUUCUGGUCUCAGGCUUGGCCGAAUCCUUUGUCAUGGCCCAGAGUCGAAUCCAGGAUUUUGUGGAGAAAUACAAAAAGAACCCCAAGCUGGAAGAAGAACGGGAAGCCCAGGUGAAGAGGGCCUUCCAGGAACUGGUGGAGACGUACGCAGAUAAAUAUGCGAUGGACCUCUUGAUUCUACCCACUGCGGUGAAGGAGGAGUUGCUCAGCUUGGUGAAGGAGGUUCAGGAAGAAGAGGGGGAGCAGAGGCAAAGGAAUGGGUGUUGGUCACCCUCGGGAUUUAGACAAGACCCUUUGCCAGCAUGGGAAACUGAAACUAUGGGUCGCAGUGGGCCUCAGUCCCCCAGUAGGCCUCAGAAUAUCUCUGGCGGGCCCAUGGGACUCAGUAGAGUCCGAGAGCAGAGUAGACUUGGAGACUCCGGGUCUGGCUUCCAUGCAGGCUUCGCUAGGCCUCAGCAAUCUCCUCACAAACCUCAAGGAUGUCCACAGCUACAAUACUCAGCUAGGCCCGGAGAUUUUAGAACCGAAUUGCCUUCUGCGGUUGGUAGGCCUCAAGAGCAGACUUUGUCUCAGGUCUCAAAGAUGGAGUUGCCCAAAGGUUGUGCUGAAGCGAGGUCCAAAAGCUAUUGGACAGGCUUGAACCGUCUACGAGGCUGGUCAGAUGAGACAUCCCCCCUGAGGGUAACACCCCCCAAGAGUUCCCCAAAGCCCAUUCCGGUUGCUUCUCAUGAGUCUCAGGUUUUUCCUGGUUGCUCAGACCUAAGAGAGUCUUUGGAGGAUCACCCAGAAGAAGAGAAGCAUCCUUUUCCUGUGAGGGAGUCUAGCCCCGUUAGCUUGCCUGAAGAAAGUAGCGAGGAGGAGUUGUCCUCAUCUUCGUCGGACACCCUGCUGUCGUCAGGGAUGGAGAAGGAGUUCAAAAUGAGGCUCAACUUCUUUAAAACCAUGGGCUAUGAGGAGCAGUUAGUCAAAAAGGUACUCUUGGAAGGUGGAGUGCGGGAGGCCCCGUCGACUAUUCUGGAUAGGGUUCAGAUGGAGGAGGCAGGCUUGUCCCAGAAAGGUGAAGUUGGCCUCCUUCAAAAGGAGCCAGGGGAUGCAAAGCACUCUCCGCCACCCCUGGAGAAGAUCCAGGAUAAAGACGAAUACCUCUUGGAAGUCAUCAAAGCGGCAGCGGCCAACUGCGGUCACUCGCCUAGCAAGAUACCCAUGGGGAUACAGACGGGCGCCCCACUGGCAGACCUGCUGAGGCAACUGAACGAGAAAGGGGAAUGUCAGGAUGAGGCCGAGGGGGCCGUCGGGAUAUCCACCACAAAGCUGGAACAUGGAGGCGUCCGAAGGGCGGCCAUCUUGAACCAUGAAGAAUCUUUGCAGCACCGACAUCCUGAGGAGAUGGGAAGGAACCGCGUGUCCCCUUUCCACGAGGGUGCCCGCGUCCCACCUGCCGAUGCGGGUGUUCCUCCGGACAUACCCCCCAACGCUAACUCCUUUUUCUCGACAUGGGACGACGAGGAGAGCCGUUCAGCGGAAAGCUCUAGUCUCGUACCCCCCAACCUUGGUUCUGUUUCUACGGUAACCGGGGCCCAGCGCUUUGAAGAGGCGCUCAAGACUCAGUUCAAACUCAAGUUGGCCGACACACCGGGGAAGAAGACUCUCCGGCGGGUCAUCAUUGACGGCAGCAACGUCGCUAUGAUGCAUGGCUUGAAUCAGUUCUUCUCAUGCCGAGGCAUCGCCCUGGCUGUACAGCAUUUCUGGGACCGUGGUCACCGGGAAGUGACUGUUUUCGUUCCGGCGUAUCGGAUGGAACCGGAUUCCAGCGUGAGAGAGCAACACUUCCUGUUUGAGCUGCGCGAACUGAGCAUCCUCUCCGUCACACCUUCCCGUAAGGUAGAUGGGAAGAGCAUCAUGCCAUAUGACGACAGGCUGAUGCUCAAACUGGCCGAAGAGACUAACGGGAUCAUCGUCACCAACGACCAGUUCCGGGAUCUUGCGAAGGAAUCCAAGAAGUGGAUCAAGAUCAUCAAGGAGAGAGUGCUGCAGUACACUUUCGUGGAGAACAUUUUCAUGGUUCCUGAUGACCCAUUGGGGCGGGGUGGACCCACCUUGGUGGAAUUCCUGAAGAAAACCCCCAGGACCAAGCCUGCCAAAUGCCAUACGUUUGCGGGCCGGGCCACUCAGGUGCCGGUACCUGUUCGUCCCGCUUCACAGACUGAGGUCCUUCGGCUCCGAGACAGAGUGCCAGCGAGUGGCAUGGGUGGGGAUUGGCGAAGGAGGCAUCAGGAAAUCAAAGCCGAGGAAGAGGAGAAGGAGACAGCCCGGCCUGCGGCAGAGACAGAACGGCUGCGGAGAGAGCUUUUGGAAAUCUUUGUAGGCCAAGACAAGAAGAUUGAUUUUGUCCUUUUGCGGGAUCCUUGCAGCUGCGACCUCAACUUGCUUUCAGAGGCAGUUCUCAGCCUCGGUUUCUGAGCCGCCGGACUUGUUUUAAUCCCUCCCCCGCCCCCACACGCACACACAAAAAGGGGGUGCAUUAAUGGAAUUCCUGGAUGGGCUUGAAUGUCAGGUCUUGGGUGCCAAAAGCCGUCUCUCCGCGAGAAAAAAAAAUCCAGGGACGUUUCUCCUACGUGAAGUAGGAGACGUUUUAACUACUCCCGCUGAUGUGAACGUCCGUUGCCUUCUCUAUCCGAAUCCUGGACCAAAGAGCGCACCCACCCACCCACCCCCCCCCGCCCCGCGAAACCAGCCAGUAGAAAAAGCGUGUCUUAAUUUUCAUGCGUUGUUUUAAAAUGGAUCUUCUAUCUGGCACCUGGUCCCUAGAAUGCAGACCUUGCAAACAAGAGGCAGGAUUGAGCUACCAUGUGCCGUGAGGUCGGUACAUAGCCAAAGGCUCGACAGACAGCAAUACCCCCUUGGCACUGUCUCCUUUCUCAGGGCAUCGCUCCAAACCGUGGAUGGAAACGGACUUCUCUGUCAUGGCUGCCUUAUCCCAUGGAAUUCUGGGGAGGGAAUUUUGACACCAUUCUCAACCUAGAAAGAUGCCUCAGUUCUAGACCAGAGUUAUCUAUUU
Sphaerodactylus townsendi is the source of this 3660-nucleotide messenger RNA. RefSeq names its product NEDD4-binding protein 1-like. Bases 231 to 3062 code for a protein of 943 amino acids. The transcript is spliced from 8 exons. Lineage: Eukaryota; Metazoa; Chordata; Lepidosauria; Squamata; Sphaerodactylidae. Gene Ontology annotation, cellular component: nucleus; cytoplasmic ribonucleoprotein granule. Gene Ontology annotation, molecular function: RNA endonuclease activity; mRNA binding. The record is from RefSeq and is a predicted model, not a curated record.